This is a messenger RNA of Thermothielavioides terrestris NRRL 8126, 1623 nucleotides long. RefSeq lists its product as uncharacterized. The record is from RefSeq and is a predicted model, not a curated record. Gene Ontology annotation, molecular function: protein binding. Bases 1 to 1623 code for a protein of 540 amino acids. Lineage: Eukaryota; Fungi; Ascomycota; Sordariomycetes; Sordariales; Chaetomiaceae. The transcript is spliced from 5 exons.
AUGAGCGACUUUGAUACAUACUGCGCCAUCUGCGGCGGCCCUCUCAAUGAGGUCAAGAUCGGCUCGACCGCGCCCAGCCAUCUGCGACGGCGACGCGAAAUCGUCGCCCGGAAGCGAGACGCUUUGAAGCGAAUCGAUUCGCAUGAUGGAAGGGGUUCGCAGCGCAAGGACAAAGAAGAUGACGUGCAUGACGAGGAGCACGAGGAGAGCGCGGAAGGGGAGGAGGAGUGGUUUGCGGGCCACGAAGGCAAAUCCUACGACCCGGGACUCAUCAGCAGGCAGGGUCUAGCAUGGCUCCAAGAGAUUUGCUGUCUGGGCCUCAACUUAGAGGUGAAUGGCGAGUCUAAUUUUCGCAACUACCUCAGAAACAGCGACAAUCCGGCCUUUCCCUUCCACCACGGAUGCCUUGACAUCCUCACCCAAGUUCUAACGGGCAGCACGGACGCCGCCAACCUUAACAAGGACGCACUUUACGAUGCCAUGUCCGGACUCCACGACGUUUCCAAGAAAUGGCCCAUUGGCCAGUGUUUGAAUCUCGAUUACGGCAACGUUGAAGGACGAGACCGUCGUUGGCGGUCAAUUCCAGGCGAAGAGUUCUCUGUAACAGACCCUGCCCCCACGGCCGAACUUGCCAAGACUCUGAGGCGUUGCAUCAUCGAGCAUGGAUUUGGAAUCGGACCGGAUAGCCUGGGGUCUGUUAUCCCACGGCAACCCCAGGUGCGGGAUCCUUUCUCCCGGCUGCCCGUCGAGAUCCUGCAAUACAUCUUCCGCUUCCUUCCGGGCCACGAUCUACUGGCUGUCCUGAAGGCAUCAUGGAUUGCGUUUCUCGCGACUCGCUCGAACCAAUUCUGGAAGCGGUUCCUCAAGCAGGAUAUGCCGUGGCUGACAGAACUCUGGCCGCUGCUCGAAGACUACACGCAGGGAGGAGACCACGAGCUCAAUUACAGGGCUCAGUACCUGUGGCUGGACCACGCUACUCUGCCGAGGUACGGCCUAGACGGGCCUUUCCUUGCCCUCGCAAACAGAAGGCGCAUCUGGGGCGUGUGUGAGCAGCUGGCCCUACCUUACUUCCGUCAUCUUCAUGCGAAGCCCUUGGGCGAGCCCGAUAGCAGGAUGGUUGAGGCCACCUUCUGCCGCCAUAUGGCUAUCGAAUCAGACAAUAAGCCAGGAUGCGAUCCCUCAGCCUCUCGAAAAACUUUCUUUGCGCACUCGGUGGACGAGCUGGACAGCUGGCCGAUGAAUCUCGAAUUCUUCUGGGGGAAGAAUCACCGACUCGUCGGCCUGUGCGCCAUAAUCUGCAAGCAGAGGCGUGUUUUUGGGCUCGAUGGCGAGGUAAACCCUGACGUCACCAAGUCAGCGCUGCGCAUCACGGCCGGCCUCCGAAUUACCGAGAUCCAGCUGUUUAUUGAGACCGCGGAUCCCAACAAGUCUCCGACGGCAUCGCCUGGCAUAGUUUCCCUCAAGGUAAUCACCAGUGUCGUUCUGUGCAUGCUGGAUCGGUUCUACCCCGACUGGGAGACUCGUCUUGGCGUCUUCACGGCUCUCACUGUCUCUCCGGGGGCACGUUCUGGCGAUCAGGAUCAGAACAAGCAAGGGCCACGAGCUGACCGUCGGUCAGGAUAA